AUGCGUCUAACAACAUCCCUCCUCGCCCUCCUCCUCCCAACAACCCUCGCCCUCCCCACCGCAAAAGACAACAAAGUCUUCGCCCCAACCCCCGACUCACCACCCCCCCACGACCUCGGCCUCCACACGGGCAAAAUCGGCGUAGACAACGUCGACCUCUCCGCCCUACGCGUAGACCCCGUCCGCGUCAUCAGCAGAAUCCAAUCAUCCUCGCACUUUACCUCGUCUCUCCUCACAAAGCGUCGAGACGUGCUGCUCGAGGAACAAGACGGACGGAUCAAUAUCGCCAAACAGAAACGCUCGCAUAUUCAGGUUGAUCCGGUCGAGGUAAAUGUUCAUAUCAUGAGACCUUCUGUUCAUACGGUGCCUGCUGGUGGGAAGAGUGCCAAGGUGGAGGAGGUGCAGAGGGAGACGGGUAAGGAAGGGGAUGAGGGUGCGAAGGAUGUGGAACCGAAGCCCAAGUACAUUCCAAAGUUCAUGCUUGAUUAUAGUACGGGUGGAUGGUUUAGGCGUUUUAUCCGAUUCUAA
Molecule: messenger RNA, 528 nt
Organism: Colletotrichum acutatum
Lineage: Eukaryota; Fungi; Ascomycota; Sordariomycetes; Glomerellales; Glomerellaceae
Exons: 1
Coding region: 1-528 (175 amino acids)
Source: RefSeq, a predicted model, not a curated record